UCCCGAAAAUACAAUGCUACUCUUCAUUCUUGAGUCUUCACCCUUUUAAUUUCAUCUCUCUUCUUUCUCUCUCAACUUCUCACCUAUUUUGAUUUCUCUGUCAAAUUUGGUUUCUCUCUUCUACUUCCAAUUUACCUGUUGUUUUUAAGCACAUAGUUUAACUUGUAUUCUUGUGGCCUAACUUUGAGAAACCAAUAAUUGGUAAACAAUUAGGAAACCGGUUAGAUCUAAUUACUGGAGAUAAUCAUAAAGGAUGAAGAGAUUAAGGGAUGAGAGCUUUGCCGGCUCUCAUUUUAAACGACCUUUUGGUACUUCUAGAGGAGAAUCAUAUGGACAACCACAGAACAAUGGCGGAGGAGCAGUUGGAGGACAAAAGUUGACAACAGAUGAUGCCCUUCAAUAUCUUAAAGAAGUGAAGGAGAUGUUUCAGGACCAAAGGGAUAAGUAUGACCAUUUCCUAGAGGUCAUGAAAGAUUUCAAGGCACAAAGGAUUGACACUGAGGGUGUCAUUGCUCGGGUUAAGGAAUUAUUCAAGGGGCAUAAUAAUCUGAUUUAUGGAUUCAAUACUUUUUUGCCCAAGGGGUAUGAGAUCACCUUGGAUGAUGAGGAGCCUCCUCCAAAGAAGGCUGUGGAGUUUGAAGAAGCUAUAAAUUUUGUUAACAAGAUAAAGAAGCGGUUCCAAAACGACGAUCAAGUAUAUAAGUCAUUCCUUGAUAUACUAAAUAUGUACCGUAAGGAGCAUAAAAACAUCGGUGAAGUUUACGACGAGGUUUCACAGCUUUUUGAAGAUCAGCCGGAUCUGUUAGAAGAGUUCACUAGAUUUUUACCUGAUAAUUCGGGAGCAGCAGCUAUUCACCAUAGUCGAACUAGUUUACAUCGUUACGAUGAAAGAAGCUCUGCGCCUGCAUCACGGCAAAUGCAUCUGGAUAAGCGUUGGCGCAAGGAUAGAGUUGGCACUUCCCAUGCUGAGCACGAUCUUAGCAUUGAGCGCCCUGAUUUGGAUGAUGAGAGAGGGUCUGCGAAGGCAUACAAAGAUCAGAGGAAGCGUGACAAGGAUAACCGUGAAAGGAGGAGUCGGGAUAUGGAUGAUAGAGAACCUGAGCAUGAUACAAAUAGAGACUUCAACAUCCAACGUCUUCCUGAAAAAAGAAAACCUGCUCGUAAAGUUGAAGGUUUUGGUGCAAAUUCUAUUAUAGCAUCACCUGAUGACAAGGCUGCUGUGAGAAGCAUAUAUAAUCAAGAAUUCAUAUUCUGUGAGAAGGUCAAGGAGAAGCUGUCUAGUCCGGAUGAUUAUCAAGCAUUUUUGAAGUGUCUGCAUAUAUACAGCACAGAAAUAAUAACUCGAAGUGAAUUACAAAGUCUGGUUGCUGAUCUACUAGGUAAGCAUCCGGAUCUUAUGCACGGGUUCACUGAAUUUUUGGAGCGUUGUGAGAAUAUAGAUGGAUUUCUCGCUGGAAUUAUGAACAAAAAGUCUUUGUUGAGUGAUGGGCCCUUGCCGAGACAGGUUAGACCAGAUGAGAAAGAUAAAGGUCUCAAGCGUGAGAUAGAUCCUGCUAAAGAAAAAACAAAUAAGGAUUACACUUCUAAGUCGAUCCAAGAACUUGAUCUUUCAAAUUGUGAACGUUGCACACCUAGCUAUCGACUUUUACCCAAUGAUUAUCCAAUACCUACUGCAAGCCAGCGCUCAGAAAUUGGUUCACAAGUAUUGAAUGAUUAUUGGGUCUCUGUGACCUCAGGAAGUGAGGACUACUCCUUUAAACACAUGCGCAGAAACCAAUAUGAGGAAAGUCUUUUUAGAUGUGAAGAUGACAGAUUUGAGUUGGACAUGUUGCUGGAAUCUGUGAGUUCAACUGUCAAACGUGCAGAAGAUCUAUUGAACAUUUUAAAUACCAAUAGCGGCUCAGAUGGUCCUAUUCGUAUUGAGGACUACUUUACGCCUCUGAAUUUAAGGUGCAUAGAGCGUCUUUAUGGUGAUCAUGGUUUGGAUGUCAUGGACAUUUUGCGUAAAAGCCCAGCUAUUUCGUUGCCUGUUAUUUUAAUUCGACUGAAGCAGAGACAAGACGAGUGGACGAAGUGUCGUACAGACUUUAACAAGGUUUGGUCUGACAUCUAUGCGAGGAACCACUUCAAGUCACUUGAUCAUAGGAGCUUCUAUUUCAAGCAGCAAGAUUCCAAGAACUUGAGCGCAAAAGCGUUGGUUGCCGAGAUCAAAGAAAUUAAAGACAACAUGCAGAAAGAGGAUGACAUGCUGUUGGCAGUUGCUGCUGGAAACAAAAGGCCUUUGGUCCCUCAUUUCGACUUUGAGUAUCUUGAUGAUGACGUCCAUGAAGACUUGUAUAAACUAAUCAAGUUUUCAUGUGAGGAGCUUUGCUCAACCAAAGAGCAACUGAACAAAGUGAUGAGGCUUUGGACGGGUUUCUUGGAGCCUAUGCUCGGAGUUAAGUCUCAGGCUCAUAUUACUGAAGGUGUUGAAGAUGUUAAAUCUCGGCAACGGCCCAAUAGAAAUGGGGCUGUGUCAGAUAUGCUUGGGAAUCUAGCUACUGAUGCUGCUGCUGCUGUCCAUAGGCAGUCUAAACUGAAUAACAAUGGAGAAGAAAACACACACACUGAGGUUUCCAAAAGUUCGUGGGAUAAUGGGGAUGCUGCUGCUAGGGAGCUUAGUUUUUGUGAGUCAGAGUCGAUGCGUAAAGAAGACUUGUCAUCUAAUACUCAGCAAAAGAUCUUGAAUGAUGUUGGUGCAGCCGAUAGAGUAUCAGAACGGUUACUCAAUACCAGUGCAUCACCGCAAAUUGGUGCAGAAAACCGUCAUGGUAGAAGUAAUACAGAACUGGCUUCAGGUUCCCAAUCAAUAUUAUUGAAGCCUGCUAAUGGUAAUGAGGACAGUCAGGGUCACAAGUCUUCUAGUGAUGCUCUCCAAGCACGAUCUAUGGCUACUGACGCUUCAGCUGCCACGCUAACCGAUGGAAACUUCUCUCAAGGCACUAAAUCAAACCGGCUUCAUGAAGAAUCUGUUGUGCAUUCUAAGGUUGAAAAAGAAGAGGGUGAGUUAUCUCCAAAUGGUGAUGCCGACGAGGAUAACUCUGCUGCGUAUGGAGAUGCGGGUACACAAGUUGGUACAAAAUCAAAGCAUAGUACUGAAAAUGAGCACUAUAGAGAUGGCAAUGGCGAGGAUGCUGGAGCGGAGAAUUAUGCAGAUGAUGAAGAUAGUGACAAUGCAUCUGAGGCAGGUGAUGACAUGUCUGGCAGUGAUUCAGCUGGUGACGAGUGCUCUAGGGACGAGCAUGAAGAUGAGGAAGAUGUUGAACAUGAUGAGAUUGAAGGUAAGGCCGAGAGUGAAGGUGAAGCAGAGGUGCAUUAUUCAGGUGGUGAGGCUAGCACAUUGCCACACUCUGAACGAUUCUUAUCGUCAGUUAAGCCACUUGCUAAACAUGUGUCGUCGGUUUCCAUGGACAUCGACAAGAAAGAUUCUCGAAUUUUUUACGGAAAUGACAAUUUGUUUGUCCUUCUAAAGCAGCAUCGAACGCUGUACGAAAGGAUACUUGCAGCUAAAACAAACUCGACAUCCUCCGAAACAAAAUGGAAGCAGUCUAAAGAUACAAGUUCUUUAGAUCCUUAUGCGAGUUUUAUGAACGCCCUUUAUUAUUUGCUUGAUGGUUCUUAUGAUAAUUCAAAGUUCGAGGAUGAUUGUCGAGCUGUUAUUGGAAAUCAAUCAUAUGUGUUAUUUACAUUGGACAAAUUGAUUUAUAAACUUGUUAAGCAGCUUCAAGCUGUUGCGACUGAUGAGAUGGACAGUAAGCUUUUCCAACUGUAUGAGUACGAAAAAUCACGAAAACCUGGAAAGUUUAUUGAUUCGGUCUAUCAUGAAAAUGCACGUGUUCUACUGCACGAGGACAAUAUAUAUCGAUUUGAAUUUUUUCAGUCUUCUUCGCCUACUCGCCUGUCAAUCCAGCUGAUGGACAAUGGGAAUGAAAAGCCUGAGAUGGUGGCAGUUUCUAUAGAACCUAAUUUUGCAGCUUAUCUGUUCAAUGAUUUUCUGUCAGUUGUGUAUAGCAGAAAAGAAUCUCAAGGAAUUAUGCUGCAGAGAAAUAAAAGAAAAGAUGGCGAACUUGAUGAAGGUAUGGACAUGUCAAAGGCCAUGGAGGGUGUCCAAUUAUUUAAUGGCUUGGAAUGUAAAAUAGCUUGCAGCUCAUCCAAGAUAUCAUAUGUUUUGGACACUGAAGAUUUCUUCUUCCGAGCAAAGAAAAAGAGAAGAAGCUUGCAACCAGAGUUGUGUCAGAGACUUGACCAGAAAAGGGUACAUAAGUUCCAUAAGUUUUUAUCAGUAGCAUGCCGAUAAUUAAAUCUCGUACAGAUGCUGUAAAGUUCAGAUUCUAACAUUCUAAAGUGGAACGGCACCCAAGGAUGCCGAAUGUGAUCAUUUCCCAACAUAAUAUCAUCUUGCCUUAUAAGGAGCACACCGGUUCGUGAACAAGUAGUCAGUCUGCCCUUCGGUGCUUCGUGUUUGGACAAGAACAUGUACAUAUAAAAGUUAGUGAUGGGUAUGUUUUGGUAGAAAACAGGUAUGGUUAUACUCCAUAUGUUCCUGUGUUGUAAGUCUGUUGAAUAUUGAUAGAAUUUGUAAUGGACUGGAUUUAGAUGUACACUUGGUAGUGUCACUAUUCUUGGAAGUACUUAACCUGUGGAUAGUGUGAUUUACUUGCAACAAGUUUAUAUACAUAAAUGCAGAAACAAUUUUUCUGA
Messenger RNA from Amaranthus tricolor (Joseph's coat), 4740 nucleotides. RefSeq names its product paired amphipathic helix protein Sin3-like 2. Gene Ontology annotation, biological process: negative regulation of transcription by RNA polymerase II. Gene Ontology annotation, cellular component: histone deacetylase complex; chromatin. The transcript is spliced from 25 exons. The coding region runs from base 254 to 4336 and encodes 1360 amino acids. The record is from RefSeq and is a predicted model, not a curated record. Lineage: Eukaryota; Viridiplantae; Streptophyta; Magnoliopsida; Caryophyllales; Amaranthaceae. Gene Ontology annotation, molecular function: transcription corepressor activity.